Molecule: messenger RNA, 3020 nt
Organism: Paramisgurnus dabryanus
Lineage: Eukaryota; Metazoa; Chordata; Actinopteri; Cypriniformes; Cobitidae
Source: RefSeq, a predicted model, not a curated record
UUUACACAACAGGGGAAGAAUCCUAUUGUCAGCAGUGUAAUGUGCCAGUAAAUAAGUGGCGUAUUAUCUUGUUAUGCUACUUUCGAUAGCGCGUAGUGCAGUAUUUUCUGUUACAGUUCAUCUGUCUAACGUUAUUUGAAGAACGGAAGUUGAGCAUUACAUAGAGGUCUGAGUAAACAGCAAUGAGUGACCCUCACCCAACAUCAUUUGGGUCUGUUGAAGAGGAGAGGGACUACUGGAGGGAGCAAAGUGCCAAAUACCACCAGAGGGCUGAAGAGGCACAGGAGGAGCUGCAGGAGUUUCAGCAGAUGAGUCGAGACUAUGAGGUGGAGCUGGAAACCGAACUGAAGCAGUGUGAGGCUCGUAACCGUGAGCUGCUUUCAGCCAACAACAGGCUACGCACGGAGUUAGAAAACUACAAGGAUAAGUAUGAAUCACAGCACUCUGAGGCCGUCAGACAUAUUUCAACUUUAGAAGGUGACCUGGCAGAGACCACAGCCAUCAAAGAUCAACUGCACAAAUAUAUUCGGGAGUUGGAGCAGGCCAAUGAUGACCUGGAAAGGGCUAAGAGGGCCACUAUAAUGUCACUGGAGGACUUUGAGCAGAGAAUGAAUCACGUCAUAGAGCGAAAUGCCUUCCUAGAGAGCGAGCUCGACGAAAAGGAGAAUCUUUUAGAAUCAGUUCAGAGGUUAAAGGAUGAAGCUAGAGAUUUAAGACAGGAGCUGGCUGUUCAGCAGAAACAAGAGCGAAAACCAUCAAUCAGCCUCUCUAAAGAGAAAGAUAAGUCAGAAGCCACACCCUCAAGACCAUCCUCUGCUGUUAACUCCGCCCUCCCGUCACUCCUUGCCACGCCUUGCAGGCCUCCAGGCUUAGGGAGUGCAUUCAACACCCCGUCAGCUUCAUACAGCAGAAUUGAAGGUCUGACUGGAACUCCCCUUACCACAUCUGCACGGAUAUCUGCCCUUAACAUCGUUGGAGAGUUGUUGAGGAAAGUUGGGAACCUUGAAUCCAAGCUGGCAUCAUGUCGAGAGUUAAACGUGCGUGAGAAAACACCCAGCUGUGCAGCAAAUGGUCAGAACACAUCAAGUAUUUCAAGAGACACCUCAGAAAACCCAUCUAACACAAAUGGCCUGUAUGAUAAAGGGAUGGUGAAACGGUUGGACUUCGGAACAGGUUCCAAGAUAAUGCUGUGAACCAAGCGUUAUCUGCUCCCACAUAAGUGUGUCUUUCAUUCCCAUAUCAUUGGGAAGAACAGUAUUUCUAAUUCUUAAUGUCACGAUGCUUUUUCCAGGAGCCGAAGCAUAUCUUAUUCCCAUUAAGUCUUUCAUGUUCCUCUUAAGGGUCAUAUCAACACCCUUUAUUGUGUCUGUUAUUAUAUAACUGUUCACCAGCUCUUUCCAGGCUGUGGGAUGACUGUUAUACUCGUUUUAUUAUUUUCAGAUAAUGAUUUCAUAUGUACUAACCCUUAUUAUGUCACAUAGCUUUUUUGUGUUGUGUUUAGGUGUCUAGCAAUAUAGCAUAGUUUAAAAUGUAUCAUCUGCACUCUGAUCAUAAGAUGAUUUGCUCUUUUUGCGAAAUAUAAAAUGGGAGAUGAUUUCAGGUGACUGAUAAAGUCCAUGAAAUUAUACCUGCAAUCCCAUUUUAUUUGGCACUGAACUACUGAACUACCGCACAAGCUCCUUAUUGGUCAAAGGACUGAAGUAGGAAAAGGAUUUAUUUUUAAUGCAGAUAUACUUUUAUUUUAUUUUUGUAGAAACUAGCUUUUUUAAUGAGAAUUGUAAGAUUAUGUUACUAACUGAUGUUAUGUCUUUAGUGGUUAAAAUAUUACAAGGGGUUGAGGUGAGCUGUCGUGGACAAAAGCUGCUGUUUAUUUUAAUUUUUUGUUGCUCUCAUGGGUUUAAUGUAACCAACAAAACAAAUGUGUGUGUGCAUGAUGAAAAACCUCACUCUGGGGCCUUUGUACAAUUCUAGUAAUAACUCAUGCAAAUUUAGAAAGCUUAUUUGCAUCGUCAGUGCCAUCUUUGAUUUCAAAGGUUGUAUUUGCCGAACUGGAGUAGUCGCUGUCAUACCAUGCGCUAAAACUGAAUGUGCCUUAUUUUUGUGGCCGUAACGAGCUAAAAGUUAACUUGGGUUAUGGGGCAUUUAUUUGCCCAGAGGGAGUCGCAGCUUCUCCCGCUAUACCCAAUAUGAAUCAAUUCUCUGAUAUGUCAGGGAUGACGGAGAAACUGAAUUCUAAGUGGAUUUUGUUCCAUUUAGUUUUCACAUUUCUUUCGUGCUAGAAUUAGUCAAGUAGGAAACAAUAUAAAUACUUCAGUGAAGGGUACAAAUAUUUUUAUGUUAAAAAUAUGUUUUCCAUUUGCAUAGAGGUACUAAUAUAGAUAAUGUAUGUAGCGGUUGAUAGGAAUAUAUAGAAUAUUGACUUUAUUGCACCGGAGUCAUCUCAGGGCCUCAUGUAAGCAAUAACCUCACUAAAGACAUUGUAACAGCACAAAUUAUGUGAAAUAUGUGUCUCAAUGCACAAGUUGCAUACUAUUGUCAGUUAUAUCUGUUAACAAGUUUUCUUUGCCACACUGUAAAAAAUUAUUUGCUGCCUUAUUAAAAAAAAUCUUAGUCAUUUCAACUUACUAUUAUUUAUCUUGACUUGAGAUGAGUUGUUAUUAUAACCACAGAUGAGUUGUUAUAACUUAUAAAAUGAAAAAUGUAAGCAGCAAAGAUUUUUUUUACAGUGUAAUAAUGCAUUUUAACACCUGCCUUUUCUGCAUUCAUCAGCAAAGGAUUUUUUUUCUCUUGCCUGUAAAACCAUUACAUGGUUGGUUAUUCUAAAACUUGCAAAAUAAAAUGUUUAGUUAACAGGACUUACACUGACUCUUACUUUACAAACAUGUAAUGUAAAGAAUGCAAAGUGCUCCUUACUAUUUAUUUCUUUAAUGCCAGUGUGUGUUUGAUUGUCUGUAACAAGCCCCCAUGAAAUUAAACUUUUUCCUUUUAGUAUAAAUACGUUUGCUUAAGAAUAAGAACAG